CGGACCAGCAGCGAUCGCAGCCCAGGCGCACCGGCCUUGCAGACAGGAAGCGCGCCGGAGCGCACGAUUGGCACCAUGACCCAGACGCCCGCCUUCAACUUGCCCAAAGUGGAGCUCCACGUCCACCUUGAUGGGUCCAUCAAGCCGGAAACGAUCCUCUACUAUGGCAAGAAGAGAGGGGUCUCCCUCCCGGCCAACACAGUGGCGGAGCUACAGGACAUCAUCGGCAUGGACAAGCCGCUCAGCCUCCCAGGCUUCCUGGCCAAGUUUGAGAUCUACAUGCCUGCCAUCGCGGGCUCCCGGGAGGCCGUCAAAAGGAUUGCCUAUGAGUUUGUUGAGACGAAGGCCAAGGAGGGCGUGGUGUACGUGGAGGUGCGCUACAGCCCGCACCUGCUGGCCAACUCCAAAGUGAAGCCCAUCCCCUGGAACCAGGCCGAAGGGGACCUCACCCCGGAUGAGGUCGUGUCCCUAGUGAACCAGGGUCUGCAGGAGGGGGAACGAGACUUCAAGGUCAAGGUCCGGUCCAUCCUGUGCUGCAUGCGCCAUAUGCCCGAGUGGUCCCUGGAGGUAGUGGAGCUGUGUAAGAAGUACCGGCAGCAGACUGUGGUCGGCAUCGACCUGGCUGGCGACGAGACCAUCUCCGGCAGCAGCCUCUUCGAAGGCCACGUGAAGGCCUAUGAGGAGGCCGUGAGGAGUGGCAUUCACCGCACCGUGCACGCCGGGGAGGUCGGCUCGGCGAAUAUGGUGAAGGAGGCGGUGGACACGCUCAGGACGGAGCGGGUGGGCCACGGCUACCACACCUUGGAGGAUGAGGCCCUUUAUAGCAGGCUGCGGCGGGAAAACAUGCAUUUCGAGGUCUGCCCCUGGUCCAGUUACCUCACAGGAGCCUGGAAGUUGGGGACGGACCACGCAGUCAUCCGGUUCAAAAAUGACCAGGCUAACUACUCGCUCAACACGGAUGACCCUCUCAUCUUCAAGUCCACCCUGAACACCGAUUACCAGAUGACCAAGCAGGACAUGGGCUUCACCGAAGAGGAGUUUAAGAGGCUGAACCUCAACUCGGCGCGGUCCAGUUUCCUCCCCGAGAACGAGAAGAAGGAGCUGGUGGAUCAGCUCCAGAAGGCCUAUGGACUGGCCCCCUAGCCUCUGAAGGAAAGGCCGGACUGCGGUGCUCAGCGGGAGCACGGGCCUCAGCGUGGACACACCACUCCUCCCACUAGGAUCCUGGCCAGGACCGAGGGAGGCCCUGGCCGACCGGCUCAGCUGAAUCAGGAACAACCCCCCCUCCUCUGGGGACCUCAGAAUCUGGUGCUUAAUAAAGAUGCAGAUACAAUGA
This is a messenger RNA of Echinops telfairi (small Madagascar hedgehog), 1336 nucleotides long. RefSeq names its product adenosine deaminase (gene ADA). Gene Ontology annotation, biological process: negative regulation of adenosine receptor signaling pathway; purine ribonucleoside monophosphate biosynthetic process; T cell activation. Gene Ontology annotation, molecular function: adenosine deaminase activity. The record is from RefSeq and is a predicted model, not a curated record. Gene Ontology annotation, cellular component: cytosol; external side of plasma membrane. The transcript is spliced from 12 exons. Lineage: Eukaryota; Metazoa; Chordata; Mammalia; Afrosoricida; Tenrecidae. Bases 76 to 1143 code for a protein of 355 amino acids.